Messenger RNA from Iphiclides podalirius (scarce swallowtail), 1884 nucleotides. NCBI's taxonomy places the organism in Eukaryota, Metazoa, Arthropoda, Insecta, Lepidoptera, Papilionidae. The record is from the annotation of a GenBank genome assembly.
AUGGGUUUAGCUGAUACGCAAUUACCGAGCGAGAAGCUGCCCCAAUGCUGGUCGGACGAUGUUCGCAUGAAUGCAUUAUUUGCGCCAUUCAGAAUAAAAUCGGUUAACCCAGAGUCGUGGGAUAUGAAGAUGAAAUUCUGGUCGGACAUGGUGCGGCAGUGGUGCCGGUACAAAACUGACCCCGUGGUCUCGGCGGCUGAUGUAAAAAGCGCUUUUCAGCGCAAGGGCCGCUCAGCAGCCUGCAUAGAUAUUGUAAUCGAAGAAAUGUUUAGGAAUGGUGAACUGUCACCAAUCUCCAAAUACCUACAGAUCCUGCACAAUGGUCAGGAGGGCUGGGUCCAUUGGAGCGCGAGGAUGGCCUUCAAGCCGGCGGUGUUUGCCGUGUCCACAGUGCUCUCACUGCUUCCUGCUAGACAGCAGCUCGACAAUGACGGACUGCCCAAAGCAAGCAUAGACUGCACACAGCGCUUUGUGCUCGAAAGUGCUGUGAAGGAGCAGGCAACACAGUUCCUUGAAAAUUUCCCGCCCGGAGAGCAGCGAGUCGGCACCAUCGACGAGCUGAUGAGGAACAGCCAGUGGUCCGGUUCCAGGGAGACACUCGAGAUCAUGCUUGGCUAUCUGGUGUCUCAGGGUGCCGCCGUCAAAAAAGGGGAUGUGGUGAAGUUGGCGGAGCCCCACCAGAGGGCGUCGCCGGUGACGGAGGCGGACGAGGCGCUGGCGCGGCUCUCGGCGGCCGAGGCGCGGCUGGAGGCGGACGCGGCGCGGCUCGCCAGGGAGGCGGGGGCGGCCGGCGCGGACGCGAGGGCGGCCCUCCGGCUGGGCAACAGGCUCGCGGCAAAGAACCACCUGCGGCGAAAGCACAAGGUGGCUGCCCGAGCCCAGCGCUGCGAGGCGGCUCUGGAGAACGUGAGGCAUCUCUUGCAGCAGAUGAGGGAGAUUGAUGGCAAUGUUGCCAUUGUGGACACCUACAGGACAAGCUCCGAAGCCAUGAAGCGUACGAUGAAGGAGAGUGGUCUCGAGGAAGAUUCCGUUUUCAACACCAUGGACGAACUUAAAGACGUCCUGGACACCUACAACGAAGUUGAGAAAGCCCUCAGCACGACCAUCGAUGAUAUGGACGCGGCAGAACUAGAACAGGAGUUAAAAGACCUUCUGGACUCACCGGCUCCCCCUGGUGGUGGCACCCCUGGCAAAGAGGAGAGGACAGACAGAAAUGCAGCGAGAAGAGACAGAGAUGGCAAGCUGCCAUCGCCGCCGGCGGGCCAGCCGGGCAGGAAGGUCUCCGAGAGGGACUUCGUGUUCGACGGCGAGGAGAGGAUGCUGGCCGAGCUGAACGAGCUCAGUCUAGAAGAUGCUACACCCAAGAAGGAGGGCGAGAAGCCUCCGAAGGCGCAGCCCGUAGCCGAGCUCUGCACCGAGGUGGAAGACACGGCGAUAAUAACCGACAGACCCUCGAAGCCGUGGUACCCACCCUCCGGGAACUGCCUCCGCCCGGACGAGAGCUGGCCCCAGGGCGAUGUGGACGCCAGCCUCAAGCGCCUCAGCGACACCUACGGCGAGCUGAGGAUGGACGACAGGCUGCAUCCGGGUCAAAAGCUGCAAAUGGACCUGACGAUUCCGCCCCGGCUGUACAGCAACGACUUUCAGGUGCGUGACCACAAAUUGGCCGCGCCCGGCGUUUGGCUUUACAACACAAGAGACGGCCAGGACACAGCGUUGGCCGCCAGCACAGAGUAUAUAAGCUCCGAGAGUCCCGGAAAGUCGGGCGGUGGCUUCCAGAUGGCGCCGGGCGGCGAGCGCAAGAGGGCGGAGCCCUGGCGCAGCGAAGACCCCACGAUCGAGGACCUGGAGAGGAGGCUCGGCAAGCUCAGGGGCUUCAAGAUG